Molecule: messenger RNA, 2790 nt
Organism: Labrus bergylta (ballan wrasse)
Lineage: Eukaryota; Metazoa; Chordata; Actinopteri; Labriformes; Labridae
Source: RefSeq, a predicted model, not a curated record
AUGUUUCCCCCCCUUCCCUGCCUCCUUUGCCUCACGCUCCUCCUGCCGUCAUUGGGCUGGUGUCAGACCGGCGGUCAAUUCAAUGUUUGCCGAUCUCUACGUGUCUCGGAGGCUGGACCAGGAUGGGAGUUAUACGCCUGUCAGCCUCCACCUGCCAACAUGAAGGAGGUGAUGCAGAUCAAAGUUGACCCCCCCGGCAUCACUUGCGGAAACCCACCAGAGAGAUUCUGUACAUUGGAGAACCCGUACCUGUGCAGCGAUGAGUGCGAUGCAUCAAGCCCCGACUUGUCUCACCCUCCUCAGCUGAUGGGAGACAGGGAGCGAGGGGGGCUCAUCACCUACUGGCAGACAGUCACAUGGUCCAGGUUUCCUGAGCCCCUAUUGGCCAACAUUACAUUGUCCUGGAACAAGAGUCUGGAAGUUGUCGAUGACAUUGCCAUCACUUUCGAGUAUGGUCGACCAACCAGCAUGGUGCUGGAGAAAUCCCUUGACAAAGGUGUAACGUGGCAGCCAUAUCAGUAUUAUGCUGAUGACUGUCUGGAGGCAUUUGGUAUGUCUCCUAAACGAGUCUCCGAAUUAGCUCCAAGUAACCUAACCAGGGUUAUCUGUACUGAGCAGUACUCUCGCUGGGUCGGAGCCAAGGAGGAGAAGAUGGUGGUAUUCGAGGUACGUGCUCGGUUCGGGGUGUUUGCAGGUCCAAAGCUGAUCAACAUGGAUGCCCUUUACACCCGUAUGGAGACCAUGAAGGGUCUGAGAGACUUCUUCACCUUUACUAACCUCAGACUGAGACUCCUCCGCCCAGCACUUGGAGGGACCUAUGUCCAACGAGACAAUCUUCUGAAAUACUUCUAUGCUAUUUCCAACAUUGACGUACCUGCCAGGUGUAAGUGUAACCUGCAUGCGUCCCAGUGUGUGUUACGUGAUGCGACGUUGCAGUGUGAAUGUGAUCACAACACAAGUGGACAGGACUGUCAGCGCUGUGGCCCGGGAUUCAAUCCCCGGAGCUGGAAACCAGCGUCAUACCUACCCCUGCCCACAGGAACUGCCAACACAUGUGAAGCAGCAGAAUCAGCAGCCAACUGUGAGUGUAACGGGCACUCCAACCGCUGCAGCUACAUUGACUUCAUCAACGUGAUCACUUGUGUGAGCUGCAAACACAACACACGAGGACAGAACUGUCAAUACUGUCGUCUUGGUUAUUAUAGAAACACUUCUGUGGAACUGGACGAUGAGGAAGUCUGUGUUGAGUGUGACUGUGAUCCAGAGAGCAGUCUCUCUCCUCACUGCUCUGACUCAGGUCUUUGUCAGUGUAAACCUGGAUCCUCGGGCCGGCGCUGUGACACUUGUUCACCUGGAUACAACUGGAGAAAAGAUGGAGCCAGCUGCAUAGAGAACAUCUGUGAUGACGAGCGUUUGAUUUGUCAAAAUGGAGGAACCUGUGAUGACUUUCAGCAGUGCCUUUGUCCCGACAACUUCACAGGUCCAUUUUGUGAGAAGGGUGUGUGUUUGAAGAAAGACGGUUGCCUCGACAACACUGAAGGCUCCUCCUCCUCUCUGACUUCACACCUCUACCUGUUGACCCUGAGUCUGAUGUACUCCGCCUUGUUCUAACCAUUCCCAUUUACAUUCCACCAUGCCCUUUGAUUGUGACAUUAAGGGAUGAAUAUUAAAGGGGACUUUAAUACAGAGCCAUUUGUUUUAUAUGAACUGAACCUGUUUCCUGUAUGCACAGGAUGUGUUUUCAUAAUAGAAACACCUAUGAGGAUGAAUCACAGUCUGAUGUGUUGUCCUGGAGCAACAUUUUGGAAAGUUAGAAACACUAUAAUGUCGGCUUCUAAGGCAACAGUUAUAAGUCAGAGUCUAUUUAUGACACCAUGAUGUCGCAAAACACAACUGAAGAGAAAUAGCAGACACAGACAAUAGAAGGGCAGACACAAAACAACAGUAAUUAUACAGAAUAUAAAACGUAUAUGUAAUCAGCAUACAGUGUACCAAACAACAUGUCUUAACAGAUAGGAGCGCCAAGUAGAAAUCCUUAUUGACUUGAAAAAACUGAAAUGACUUUAAAAUAAAGACAUUCAAUGCUAAAACAUAGGUUUGGGAUACACUAUCAUAAAGUCACAAUUUUGACUGGAAACAAAAUGCGCCAUAAAAUAUUUAGAAAAUAUUCUUGACUCCAGUAUUUUUUUUUCUUUCUUACAUUACUGUACUUAUAUAUUUUAGCAAACUUGGAUUGGUUGAUUUAUUGAUGUCUUCAUAUCGCACAUUUAAAAAAAUAACAACAAUAGCUGUAGUUAAAAAUAUAUUUAAAAAAAAAUAAAACAAAUACACAACAAAAGAAAGAAAAUAAAAAUUCCAUCAUAUGUCAUCAAACCUACAUGCCCGAAAACCUUUGAAAGUAAGAAAAGCCUUUAAUGUUAAUCUUUGAUAAUAAAAUACCCCUCUACAAAUGUGCUAUAAUAACCACAGAAAGGAUACAAUUCGUCACUUACAAAUAAACUUAUUUGCAUUUUUCCUGUCAUGUCCAUGCUUGUUUUGUUUACAUUUAAAGAAAAUUUCAAACCUGCUUGCUUUUAUACUUCAAUAUACAUUGUUUACAUUUGGUAUGGGGCUGGCUAAAUACAGAAAUACGGGCGCAUUGAAAGUGUCUAUUAGGAGUUAUAAAGUCCACAUCAAAGCACUGAUGGUUUUUACAGUGAAACAACACUAAGCGCUAGAUCAGUGCGAACACACCUGCGAGUCUGGGAGUGUGGAGGUUAGGAAUGGGCCAUUUACUCAAAAGACAUUCAC